Durusdinium trenchii is the source of this 1179-nucleotide messenger RNA. The record is from the annotation of a GenBank genome assembly. NCBI's taxonomy places the organism in Eukaryota, Dinophyceae, Suessiales, Symbiodiniaceae.
AUGCAGAUCCCCGAUGAAGGCACCGCCGCCCGCCACUGCGUGCGGGUGGUCGAGGACUACCACCUCCUGGACUUCUCUGAACGACUGAACACUAGCUCUUAUGUGAAUGUGGUCUUUGAGCCAGAAGAAGAGAAGGUGGCCUUGAUGGGUCUCAAGGUGAACCUCGCCGAUCAGACCGUCUACCCUGAGUCCUUUCGAAUGCACAAUGACACCAUCAACAUGAUCCUCGGGAUCGCGAAGGCUUGGCAUUGCCCGAAGCCCGACGACUUCGACGACUACGGCUGCUACGCGGGCGCCGGCACCGUGGGCUCCACCGAGGCCUGCUUGUUGGCGGGGCUGGCGCUGAAAUUCCGCUGGCGAAAGUGGUAUGGGCAGAAGUUUGGGAAGAACGAAGAUGAAGUGCGUGGCGUGUACCCCAACCUGGUGAUCUCCACGAUGUUCCAGGCUGCCUGGGAGAAGUUGUUCAAGUACAUGGACAUCCAACCACGCUUUGUGCCUCCCAGCUACAAGACCUUCACCUUGGAUCCCGCCAAGAUCAAGGACUUCAUCGAUGAGAAGACCAUCGGAGUGGUUUGCAUCAUGGGCAACCACUAUGGUGGCCAGUAUGACCCGGUGUGGGAGGUCGAUGCCAUGUUGGAGAAGAUCAAUGCGGAGAAGGGGUUGAAGGUGGGCAUUCACGUGGACGCCGCCUCCGGCGGUUUCAUCGCGCCCUUCCAGGAGGGUUUGCCACCCUGGGACUUCCGCUUGAAGAACGUUUUGUCCAUCUCUGCCAGUGGCCACAAGUUCGGAAACUCCUGCUGUGGCACAGGCUGGGUGAUCUGGCGCCAGCGGAAGGGACUGUCGGAGCACGUGGCCAUCAGCGUGUCCUACUUGGGAGGAAGUGCUGACUCCUACACGCUGAACUUCUCUCGGCCUGCGCAGGGCGUCUACGUGCAGUUCUACAAGUUUCUCCGGCUUGGCAAGAAGGGCUACGCGACGCAGGUGGCGAACCAGCUGGCCGUGGCGCAGUACCUUAGAGAAAGCUGGGACGCCCCAGCCGUCUCCGUGCCGGCCAUGCGCGAAACUCGCUUCGGUGCCGAUGUCCUUGGCAUCUUCGGACGGGCCAACGGGUGCCACCUCGAUCUCCAUUCGGUGGAGGUGGACGAAGCCGAAUCGAUGGCGGGUCGACGUCGAGACUGA